AACAAGGUCAAGACAAGCAGCGUGAUGGAACAAGACGAGCAACAACGACCGGCCUUGAACUCCGAGCAGAUGCAGGCUAAUGACUCGCUAGCCGAAGCUUCUUCUGUCGCAGCAGUCGAGCAGAAACAGUCACAGUCCAAAGUUCAAGUCCAGCUCGCAUACCAGAAACCACUUAUCGACUUUCGACUUGACCCUCCCACGCCCGUCGUCUCGUCGAACCCCACUCCUCCCUCUCGUCCCUCAGUCCUCCGUCUCUCUCUGCUUGACAGCUACUACCUCGACAACAUGGUCACCGCCAACAAGCAGCAAAAUUUCGAUGUCGUCGAUACAUACAAGCGCCUGCUGGCCGACGACCCAGAGUUGACCAUGCCUGUCGCCGCCAUCGAAGCCCUCGUCCUUGCUCUUGCCCAUACUCCCGCGACCACUGUCUCAGAAACUCUGGACCUUCUAUCUACCCUUACAGCCGAAUUGAAGGCUCGCAUCCCCAACCCAAUUUCUCUUUCUGCCGGCACCGACUUGUUCCAACGAUACAUCAUCACCACUCUGCAAAAGCCCACCGCUGGUCGUAACAGCGACUUCGACACUAUCCGUACCCAUCUGGUCCAGAACGGUCGCUUGUUCGUCGAGCGCGCGAAGGAGGCUCGUGACAAAAUUGCUGGUUUUGGUAGACAUUUUGUUCGUGACGGCAACACUGUCCUGACCAACGGUGGUUCGCGUGUCGUCGGUGCUCUCUUGCGCUCAGCUGCUGAGACGAGCGCUGGUUUCGGUGCCCAAGGCAGUAUUCGCUUCCGCGUUAUCUACGUUGUUUCCGACUCAUCAGAUGCAGAGAGCAGGGACAACAUCGCUCAGCUGCGCAAGCUUGGAAUUCCUGUCGCCACAAUCCCUCCUACCGCCAUUGCAUACAGUUUGAACCAGGUCUCACAAUGUUUCGUCGGUGCUGAAGGUGUUGUCGAGAAUGGAGGUAUUAUCAGCAGAUUGGGCACCUACCAGAUCGCCAUGCUGGCCAAGGCCGCCAACAAGCCNUUUUACGUUGUAUCCGAGAGUCACAAGUUUGUGAGACUGUACCCUCUUGGUCAGACUGAUCUGGGUAUCGAUCAGAACAUCGUCGAGUUCAAGACCACUGGAGACGCUACUAGCACUACUGGAAGCGUUUCUGCAAAGGAUGAGGGUGUAGCUGACAUGGAUGUCCACUCUGAUGCAGGCGUCUCUGACAGCGUAGCCAACACCGAUGCUGUCGAUUUCACACCUCCUAACCUCAUCUCUGGCAUCAUCACCGAAUCAGGUGUUUUGCUACCAUCCGCAGUCAGCGAGGAGCUCAUCAAGAUUUGGUUCUAG
Messenger RNA from Aureobasidium musti, 1335 nucleotides. NCBI's taxonomy places the organism in Eukaryota, Fungi, Ascomycota, Dothideomycetes, Dothideales, Saccotheciaceae. The record is from the annotation of a GenBank genome assembly.